CAGGUCUUCAAGCCCGUAUAAACCUGAUAACCAUUCUCAUUUUCUCUCUGGCGGAUCUUUCAAUUCCAACUUCGGCCCUGGAGCUAUAUUGACUACACGCUCUCUCCCUCCCAAAGUCGUCCUCUGUUCUAACAAAAUUCCAACCCCCGCCAACCUUUUUCUGAGCUUUCGAAUCUGCAUUAUCCUAUCGCAAACGAGCAUUUUGGCAUAAUUAUACAAUACCAUGGGGAACGAAACGGAACCCCAAAAUGGAGAAUCAAAGCCAUUCGACAUCAUUUCCACAUAUAAUGAGCUUCUAAGCUCCGAUCCCGAUCUCACAAUGCCAAUUGCCGCUAUUGAGGCCUUAGUCCUACUACUAACUCACUCUCCUUCAUCGACUAUUUCCGAAACCCUCGACCUCCUAAAGACACACACGGAGCGCCUGAAGCGUGCAAUCCCGAACCCCAUCGGCCUUUCCGCCGGCACCGACCUUUUCCAACGAUACAUAAUCAGCACCCUGCAGAGGCCGGGGAAGCUAGGGCCUGCGGGAGACUUCAACGCUAUAAGAGCGCAUCUGCUAUCAAACGGUCGGCUGUUUAUCAAACGGGCCAAGGAGAGCAGAGAUAAGAUCGCGGCUUUUGGCAGUGGAUUUGUACGGGAUGGGAGUACGGUGUUGACGAACGGUGGCUCUCGCGUGGUAGGCGCUCUGCUGAAAAAGGUUGCUGCGGAGGGUCAUGAGUUUAGUUCUUCUCCCGUGCGGUUUCGCGUGAUAUAUGUGCUCCAUGAUGGGCAUGAUAACGGCAAUUCUCAGACCGAUCGAGAUACGGAAGGGAUGGAUAUUGUUCUCUCACUUAGAUCGAAAGGUGUUCCUGUUGCGACAAUUCCAGAGUCCGCGGUCGCUUACUCCAUGGGGAUGGUGGACAUGGUGAUUGUGGGUGCUGAAGGGGUCGUCGAGAACGGAGGUAUAAUAUCCCGACUGGGCACGUACCAGAUGGGACUGUUGGCCAAAUCGGUGGGCAAGCCAUUCUACGUCGUCACCGAAAGCCAUAAAUUCGUCAGGUUAUACCCGCUGGGCCAGUACGACUUGCCGAUCAGUCAGCACAUUAUGGAUUUCAAGACCAGUGAUGAUUCGAUCAAAAAAGAGGUGCCGAAGGAGGAGACGCCGAAAUCUGGCGCCCUGCCCAAGCGCGAGGCGGUGGAUUUCACACCACCACAUUUAAUAACUGCUUUGAUAACAGAAGGGGGAGUGCUUACGCCGAGUGCGGUCAGUGAGGAGCUGAUCAAAAUCUGGUUUUAAUGAGAUUGAAAUGAAAAGAGAAAAAAAAAAAAAAUGAAUGAUGAUUCUCUUUAAACAAAAUCUGUUAUAGAAGCUUCAAAAUCUAUGGGCUCAUGGAGUAAAUGCUGUGCCUAAUGAAUGGGGGAAAUUCGCUUU
Molecule: messenger RNA, 1411 nt
Organism: Coccidioides immitis RS
Lineage: Eukaryota; Fungi; Ascomycota; Eurotiomycetes; Onygenales; Onygenaceae
Product: translation initiation factor eIF-2B alpha subunit
Exons: 2
Coding region: 224-1276 (350 amino acids)
Biological process (GO): translational initiation
Cellular component (GO): eukaryotic translation initiation factor 2B complex
Molecular function (GO): guanyl-nucleotide exchange factor activity; translation initiation factor activity
Source: RefSeq, a predicted model, not a curated record